Messenger RNA from Etheostoma spectabile (orangethroat darter), 924 nucleotides. Its product is annotated as olfactory receptor 52N5-like. The record is from RefSeq and is a predicted model, not a curated record. Gene Ontology annotation, biological process: detection of chemical stimulus involved in sensory perception of smell; G protein-coupled receptor signaling pathway. Gene Ontology annotation, cellular component: membrane. Gene Ontology annotation, molecular function: odorant binding; olfactory receptor activity; G protein-coupled receptor activity. Lineage: Eukaryota; Metazoa; Chordata; Actinopteri; Perciformes; Percidae. The transcript has a single exon. Bases 1 to 924 code for a protein of 307 amino acids.
AUGGACAAUGGAUCUUUCAACAUGGAUGUUCUCCAGGUGGAGGGGUUAAAGGUCAGCCCCGAGUCCUCCGUUCCCGCCUUCAUCCUCCUCCUCCUCAUCUACGUCUUCAUCAUGGUGUCCAACAUCGGCCUGGUGGUGCUGAUCUGCAUGGAGCGGAGCCUCCACCUGCCCAUGUAUCUACUCUUCUGCAACAUGAGCAUCAAUGAUGCGUUCGGCGCCUCGGCAAUCCUCCCUCGCAUCCUGAGUGAUGUUUUCACUCCGAUCCCUGACCGGUACAUCCAUUAUUACGAGUGUGUCAUUCAGGCGUUUUGUGCUCACUUCCAUGCCAGUGCCGCUCACACGGUACUCAUGAUCAUGGCCUUUGAUCGUUACGUUGCCAUCUGCAACCCGCUGCGCUACACCACCAUCAUGACCAACAGGGUGGUGGUGUUGGUGUCGGCGUGGGCCGUGCCUGCCGUUCUGGUGGCAGUCCUCGUUUUCCUCAGCGCCCGUUUGUCGCGCUGCAGGCGCUCGGUGGCCGCCCCGUUCUGCGACAACGCGUCCUUGUUCAAGCUGUCGUGUGAAAACAUCCUCAUCAACAACGUCUACGGCCUGGGCACCGCCAUGUUCACGAUGGCGUGCUCGCUCUGCAGCGUCGCGCUCACCUACCUGAGGAUCGCCAUGGUGUGUCUGAGUAGUAAGAACCGAGCUGUGAACAGCAAGGCGCUGCAGACCUGCGCCACCCACCUGGCCGUGUACAUCAUCCUGCUCGUGUCAGGCAACGUCAUCAUCAUCCUCCAUCGCUUCCCCGACCUAUCGGACGAAAGGAAGCUGGCGUCCAUCUUGUUCCACGUGAUCCCUCCUUCCAUGAACGCUGUUAUCUACGGACUGCAAAUCAAAGCCAUCAGAGAACAAAUUUACAUACUAUUUAAGAGGAAGAAAUGA